UGUUACAGGCGACACGGAUUCCCACGUGGGUGUGUAUCAAGCCCUGCAUAUAAUAUAUGUGCAGGGAAACGUGUAUGUUCAUUAUAAGCGCUGGCAACCAUGAGGCUCUUGUUCCUGUUCGUGUUCCUGCUGUUUUCGAUGGUUUCCGGGAAGAAUGGAACCUCAGAUGUGAUCGAUUUCUCCCAACUAUUAAACUGCAGCGAUCCAUCAUCUAUGCUCGUAUUUGAACAAAAGUGUCUUGAUAAAUACGGCAUCGCACUCAAAGUGCCAUCCUUAAGCGAAAUCACCAACUCGUCCGGAGCUGCAAUAUUGUCUUUGAUAACCCCAGGUUAUUUAGAUGACAUGUGUAGGAAUCUUGACAGUUAUGGGAAAGCGACUGAUUGUAUUAAUAACAUAAACAGGAAGUGUUUAAACCUGACCGACACGUUGAUGACGGCAGACAAGAUGAAGAAAAUGCAAGAAUACGCCUGCGGCAACAAGGACAAGCUCAACAUGACCUGCAUGGUCGAAGUGACGUCUAAAACAGUGGACUGUGCCGAUGUCAGCAGUUACAUAACCACCAACGAUUUCCUUCACCUCAACUUUACUGAGUUGAUGCACAAGAUAGAUUGUUUGUCACCACUGAUGUCGUCGCUAUGUGCCCGAAAGUACAUGCCAGCCUGUGGCGAGGCCGCACUCCAUAUGUAUGAAGCAAACGUGCCAAACAACACAGACUGCUCGUCAUUUGCUACAGGCCCAGACAUCACCAGCGUGGACUGUUCCACCACUGAAAACAUCCGAAGCAGCUACCAUCAAUGCUUAUUGUACAACAGUGUAUUGCUAGAUGUCCCGAAGCAACUAACAAGUGAAGGCACUAGCCAUUACAUUAUGAACGCUAUGGCAAUGAGUGAAAGCAAGACGAUGUGCAGUAAUCUGAAGAACUACCAGCUGGCAGUGAACUGUACUCUGUGGGUACAGGAGCAGUGCAGUGACCACGUGACAAAGCCGAUGGUGGCCGACUCCCAGACAGUGCAGGACGGCUUGGCUAAACUCUGCGGCCACAUCCAGGAUUUCGACACUCAGUGCGUACAGAAUGCACCUAAAGCAGUUUGCGGCAGUGGCCAUGGACUCCAAGCUUUGGAUUCAACUAGCCCAAGACACCUGUGCGCUGCCACUAGUGCCACCCAGAAGUGUCUGGUGUCGGCAGUGAGCGGCUGCGGCAAGACGACUGUCAGCAUGUACGAAGACCUCCUGCGUAGCCAAUCCCCGUCUAUGUGUCUGACCGCUGGGUCAGUCGUAAUUGGCUGAUGUAGAUUAUCAGUUACAGCUUCACGUAGCUUAAAGGGAGAUUAAACAAACACAUGCAAAGGCAACUCAAUUUGUAAGUUCGAUCUGAAUGUAUUAUGACGUCACAGAUCGAAAAUGCCGUGAAAGCCCCUUGACCCGUUGGGAAAUUUGUAUGUGUUGAGUUUGUAACGUAUUUUAAGAAACUAAAAGAAAAUAGUACAAAAGAAA
Messenger RNA from Haliotis rufescens (red abalone), 1494 nucleotides. RefSeq lists its product as uncharacterized. Bases 100 to 1287 code for a protein of 395 amino acids. The record is from RefSeq and is a predicted model, not a curated record. Lineage: Eukaryota; Metazoa; Mollusca; Gastropoda; Lepetellida; Haliotidae. The transcript has 10 exons.